UCUCCAGGACCAGGGAGCAAUCACAGCCGCCCCGACCUUGGCUUCCUCUUCUGGGUGGGAUUGGGGGCUGGGCCCCCAAACAGGCCCCUGGCUUCCCCCUUCCUCUGGGCAGGGGACAUAGAGACACAGGCUCAGGGAGCAGGGACUGACUUCCUCUUGUCCCGGAAUGAGCUUGCCUGCCCUUUGCGAGCAGGUUUGGGGCUUUCACGCAGAGGAAACCAAAAGCAGUCAGAGGGAGGGCAGACAGCGCGACCAAUCAAGGGCAGGGUGAGGCUCAAAACCAGCGGGCUCCCUGGGGAGCCCUACCGACCGAGGCUGGGGGCGAUGGCGGAGCUGCAGCAGCUACAAGAGUUUGAGAUCCCCACAGGCCGGGAGGCUCUGAGGGGUAACCACAGUGCGCUGCUGAGGGUCGCCGACUACUGCGAGGACAACUACGUGCAGGCCACAGACAAGCGGAAGGCGCUAGAGGAGACCAUGGCCUUCGCCACCCAGGCGCUGGCCAGUGUGGCCUACCAGGUGGGCAACCUGGCUGGGCACACUCUGCGGAUGCUGGACCUGCAGGAGGCUGCCCUGCGGCAGGUGGAAGCCCGUGUGAGCACGCUGGACCAGAUGGUGAACAUGCAUAUGGAGAAGGUGGCCCGAAGGGAGAUUGGCACCUUAGCCACUGUCCAGAGACUGCCCCCUGGCCAGAAAGUCAUCGCUCCUGAGAGCCUACCCCCCCUCGCGCCCUACUACAGGAGACCCCUCAACUUUGGCUGCCUGGAUGACAUUGGCCAUGGGAUCAAGGACCUGAGCACGCAGCUGUCACGGACUGGGACCCUGUCUCGAAAGAGCAUCAAGGCGCCUGCAACACCUGCCUCCACCACGCUGGGGAGACCACCCCGGAUCCCGGAGCUCGUGCAGCUCCCGGUGGUGCCUGACGGCAAACUCUCCGCCGCCUCAUCCGCCUCUUCUCUGACCUCAACCGGCAGCGCUGAAGGUGUCGGUGGAGUCCCCCAGCCCAAGGGAAAGGCACCCCCAACCCCACCUCCUCCACCGGCCGCCGCUGAGGUCUUCCUGCCGCCCCCUCCACUCGAAGAGCUCUCCCCGCCCCCACCGGAGCUGCCCCUGACCCUGGACCUGCCCCCUCCUCCACCCCCGGAAGUAGAGGACCUGGGACUGCCACCUCCACCCCCGCCAGGCUUUGGACCAGAUGAACCCAGCUGGGUCCCUGCUGCAUACUUGGAGAAAGUGGUGACACUGUACUCAUACACCCGCCAGAAGGACAACGAACUCUCCUUCUCUGAGGGCACGGUCAUCUGCGUCACCCGCCGCUACUCCGAUGGCUGGUGCGAAGGCGUCAGCUCAGAGGGGACUGGAUUCUUCCCAGGGAACUACGUGGAGCCACACAGCUGACAGCUCAGGGAUCUUCCUGUACCUGCCCAGGCUCUGCAGGGAGCAGGCCUCUUGAGCCCCAGAACAAAGCCUGCACCACAGUUAAGGCUGGACGAGGCCUGGCCACCUCUUGGGCUGUGAGCUGUGUUGUCCCUUCCCCCUUAUUGUCGUGGGGGAGAGGUCCUAGGGACAGAGAAAAGAUACCCAAAGACCCAAUGCAGAGGGGAAAGAACUGGAAGUCAAAGAACUUGGUGAUCUUGUCCACAAGGACUCCCUAAUCCAUGCAGAGUGGGGUCUCCAGCUGCAAGUACCAACUUUGAAUAAAUCUGAUAACUGCCCUGCAGGGCCAGAGGUCCACAGGGGAGAGAUGGA
Messenger RNA from Sciurus carolinensis (gray squirrel), 1746 nucleotides. RefSeq names its product ABI family member 3 (gene Abi3). The transcript has 8 exons. The record is from RefSeq and is a predicted model, not a curated record. Gene Ontology annotation, cellular component: lamellipodium. Gene Ontology annotation, biological process: regulation of cell migration. The coding region runs from base 325 to 1395 and encodes 356 amino acids. NCBI's taxonomy places the organism in Eukaryota, Metazoa, Chordata, Mammalia, Rodentia, Sciuridae. Gene Ontology annotation, molecular function: SH3 domain binding.